Molecule: messenger RNA, 942 nt
Organism: Striga hermonthica
Lineage: Eukaryota; Viridiplantae; Streptophyta; Magnoliopsida; Lamiales; Orobanchaceae
Source: the annotation of a GenBank genome assembly
AUGUUCUUCACGGGCUCUUCCCACGGCUGGGUCGGGCUUUGGAACCCCCACACCCACGAUAUGUUCCUCUACAACCCCAUAUCCGGCCGCCACAUAAAGCUUCCCCCAUUUAACGUCCUCCCCCAUUACAACCACGACCCGGUUAUAGACUCGGUUGGCGUGGAGAAGAUCAUUCUCUCCUCCUCCCGGGACGACGAGGCCUGCAGGGCCGUGAUUAUCUACAAGCUGGACGGAAUGAUGGCCUUCUGUUGCCCGGCCUGGCCCAACGACACGUGGAUUCCAAUGGGUGACCCGUUGGGCCCGGACGACGGGAUGAAUCCGGGUGGCAGCUACAGUGACUGCGUCUACUCCCCGGGCCACGGGCUCUUCUUUGCCUUCACACAAUACUAUAACUUGGAGUGUUGGGACCUGCAGGGACCCGUGUCCUCAGUGGGAGCCCAAGCCCACGACCUGGCUGGCCGUAAUGGGCCGGGGGCCCGGGACAUCCUCUUUGUGACUCCACACACGACUGACGUGGUGAACUUGGAGGGCUUGUGUUGGGUCGACUCUAUGGACUACGGACAGAUAAAAUUAAAGCCGUUGCCCUACUUCCUUACUAUUGAUUUUGAUGUGGAUAGAUAUGACCCGGAAGGUGGGGAUCUGGUGAGGUGCUCCUCGCUCGGGAAUUGGGCUCUUUUUGUGGGGGCCUGCAGCCACGCGGUUGCGUUGCCUGCGUCCCAGCUGCCCGGGCGGCUCAGGUCCAACUCCAUUUACUUCACUGAUAUGGAAGGCACCAAGGUGUUUCAGGAUAAUGAUCAAAUUAUCAACGGCAACGACAUUGGCAUUUUAGAUUACGAGAAGACGACAGUGUCACCGUGCUAUUAUCCAGUCGAUAUCCGGAAACUCAAGAAGAUUUUCCUGCCGCCUAUUUGGUUCUUCCCCAACCUCGCCUCUAACUGUUAG